Messenger RNA from Esox lucius (northern pike), 2379 nucleotides. RefSeq names its product RasGEF domain family, member 1Bb (gene rasgef1bb). Gene Ontology annotation, cellular component: plasma membrane. The transcript has 11 exons. NCBI's taxonomy places the organism in Eukaryota, Metazoa, Chordata, Actinopteri, Esociformes, Esocidae. Gene Ontology annotation, biological process: positive regulation of GTPase activity; Ras protein signal transduction. The record is from RefSeq and is a predicted model, not a curated record. Gene Ontology annotation, molecular function: guanyl-nucleotide exchange factor activity. The coding region runs from base 261 to 1697 and encodes 478 amino acids.
GUCGUGGUCGCAGUUUCGAAUUACUUGGGAUUCUAAAGAUCGGCCAGACACAAUAGAUGGACCGUACGAUUAGGAAUUUCAUGCUUUAAAAACACUGAUCACUGGUACUUUUGUUCACUUAAUUCCGAGGAAUAUCAUUGAAGGAUUAAUUUAUUCCUUUUUUGUAUUGCGAAAAACUUGGAAUCAUUUUUAUUUGAUGCAAAUAGUCCACAUCUUUGCUACACUGUUACAAUAAGGAUUCCCAUCCAGUUGAGGUCAUUAUGCCUCCCACAACACCAUAUGCUGGCAAGUUCAGCCCUAGUCCUUACAACAACAACAAUCUCCACAAAUACCACCAGCCUGUGGAAGCGAGCUACGGGGACAUGUGCUACCAUGACAACAGUCUUGUUUCUGGCUCCUUGGAGGCCCUGAUCCAGCACUUAGUUCCUACAGUGGACUACUACCCCGAUAGGUCAUACGUAUUUACCUUCCUGCUGAGUUCCCGUCUCUUCCUCCACCCGUUCGAGCUCAUGUCACGGGUGUGUCACCUGUGUGUGGAGCAGCACCGCUCUGGAGACCUGCUGCUCGACAAGAUCAGAAUACGGGACGUGGCUCCGAAGAUGGUGCAGCUGCUGACGGAGUGGACCGAGACGUUUCCCUACGACUUCCGGGAUGAGAGGAUGAUGCGUUGCCUGAAAGAGAUGAGCCAUCACCUGGCCAGAGGGGAUGAGUACUCGUGGAGAGCCAUGCAGCAGAUGACUCAGCGGUUGAUCCGGAGGUUGGCAGCCCUGGGCCAGUACGAGGAAGCUAUUGCCACGCUCAACGCCUCCGCAGCCGAGAGACCCACCGCUCUGAAGGCCAAGCAGCAGAGUGGACAAAGGAGUGACGUUCUGAGCGUAUGUGAUGAUGCGUUCAUACUGGCCCAGCAGCUGACACACAUUGAACUGGACAGACUGAGUUUCAUCGGACCAGAGGAGUUCAUCCAAGCCUUUGGGGUGAAAGAUCCCCUGGACAAUCACAAGAGUUUCUUUAGAAAACGCAAGACCACUAACCUGGAGGCCUAUGUGGCUUGGUUCAACAGACUCAGCUACCUAGUAGCAACAGAAAUCUGUAUGCCAGUAAAGAAAAAGCACAGAGCUCGCGCCUUGGAGUUCUUCAUAGACGUGGCUAGAGAAUGCUUCAACAUCGGCAACUUCAACUCCCUCAUGGCUAUCAUUACUGGCAUGAACAUGAGUCCUGUGUCAAGACUGAAGAAGACCUGGAGCAAAGUAAACACGGACAAGUUUGACAUACUGGAGCACCAAAUGGACCCCUCCAGUAACUUCAGUAACUACCGCACUGCCUUACAAGGAGCCACCCAGAGGUCUAUCACAGCACACAGCAACCAGGAGAAGAUUGUCAUCCCCUUCUUCAGCCUUCUUAUCAAGGACAUAUACUUCCUCAAUGAAGGAUGUGCUAGCCGGCUACCCAACGGUCACGUCAACUUUGAGAAACUGUGGGAGCUGGCGAAGCAGGUCAGUGAGUUCCUGGUGUGGCGUCAGGUGACGUGUCCGUUCGACAGAGACAGGAAGAUCCUGCAGUACCUGGUCACCACGCCUGUCUUCACGGAGGACGAGUUGCACCUAGCGUCCUACGAGACGGAAGGUCCUGAGAACCACAUGGAGAAAGACAGCCGCAGGUCUCUGAGGUCGUCCCUGUUGCAUAGAGAGCAUCGGUGAGCAAGGGUCUAAAAAGUAAAGAUUCACAAAGGAUGGGAGAAAGAACUUUUCAAAGCACGCCUCCUUCUAUGCUUGAAGAACUAAAGAUGUUGCCUCUCGCACUGUACUGACAGAUGACUCAUUAGUCUACCCACACACACACACAGUGUUACUUAUUUUUUAUACCAGUGGGUCACAAUGGUUACUUAGAUUUUUUAAGCUUUUCUGAAGGAGUCUUUCUAUAGUGUAAUGAGCUUGUUGCUGGUUGGCUUGCUCAGUGUUCUUAGAAUAUAUAAGCUUCUUCAUUUGUGACUCUUAAAUAGUGUGUUUUGUACAUGUCAGAAAUGACUGAAAUAUUUGUGAUGACGCUGACAAGAAACAAACCUCGAAACCCAUCUCAUGUUUGGUGAAAGAAAUAUGAAUAUGACUGAAUAGCCUGUGAAUAGAUAACUCUGCUUUUUCCAUUUUUGUAUCAUUAUUGGCCUAUGUGUUUCAUUACCUUGCAGCUAUUUUUUUUUUACAAAUAUUAUAUGUCGGGCUAUGUAUUAUGUUGUUUUUUCACUACUUGGUUUUGUAUCAUGAUUUUUUAAAACUGUUUGACCACCCCAAUGUGUUAUUUAUCAGGGUACUCUGAAUAUAGAUCUUAUGUUAAAUAAGAGGUAUAUUUUCUUUCCAAGGAAAAUAAAAGAAAAGUGAAGCAAUG